ACAAAAUAUUUACAAUAACUUUCAUUGUUGCUGGAAAAAAAAUUACACCCAACUACACAAAUAAUCCAAUAUGGCUAGUUCAGGAAGUGAGAGCAAGAUGAGUUUGAAAAUCCUGGUAGACAUAAAGUCUAACAAGGUAGUGUUCGCAGAAGCUGGUAAGGAUUUCGUAGAUUUCAUCUUUCAACUAAUGUCAUUGCCACUUUCUACAAUCACAAAACUCCUGAAUGAGAAGGAAUUAGGCAUGGUAGGUUCCCUUGGAGCACUCUAUAAAAGUAUCGAGUCUCUAGAUGUUGAGUACUACGAAGCCGAUAAUAACAAAGAUUCAGUGCUCAAGCCAAGAGACGAUGUUUGUGUUCCUUUGUUCUCAGUCAAUACUGGCCCAAGUCCCCCAACUAAGAGUGCUGCUGCAUUUAUGUGUCCGUAUCAUUCUAGUUGCGUUACUGAUUAUCAAGGGACAUCUUGCCCCAUUUGCAAGUUCGAGAUGAAUUCGGUAUGCCCUACCGUAAGAUACGCUCAUCCAGCAAAAAAAACAUUGAGCUGUGGGUAUCUGAAAAGGGCGGUGAGUUACAUGGUGAUGGACAAUCUGGAGGUCAAACCAAUGUCCCUUUCGCUUAUAAGGUCUCAUGUCAAGGAUUUUGAUCACUUGGAGGAGAAACAGGUUGAAGUUGGACUCCAAGAGGGAUUGGCAAUACUGAAAGCAUCGAUGGAGACCAAGGCUGUGUUGACUCUUUGGCUACAUUUUGGGUCCGCUAAUACUCUUACUGACAUAUCACCCUUUCAAGUAUUUAACAAGUUGAUAGAGUCAAUAUAUAUGGCUGAGGUAGUCAAGACUGAGGUGAAGCUGAGUUUGAAGAUCAUUGUAGACACACAGGCUAACAAGGUGGUAUUUGCAGAGGCAAACCUCGACUUUGUCGAUUUCAUCUUCAGUAUACUGUCAUUGCCACUUGCAACUGUUGUCAAACUUCUCAAUGCAAAAGACAUGGUUAGUUGCCUCGGAUCACUCUACCAAAGUAUUGAGUCUUUGGAACCUAAAUACUUUGAGGCCUUUCGAGACAAGGAUUCUGUGCUGAGGCCAAGAACUAGCGUAGUUAAUCCUUUGUUGUCAUCGAAUGACACCCCAACUUCAGUAACUUACUAUUUGUGUAGGGAGCAUAACUACAUUAGUGAUUUCAAGGGUAUAGUUUGUCCCUCUUGCUUUAGUAAUAAAACAAUGCCUUUUCACACCAACUCCAAAUAUAUUGCACCAAAAUCAUAUGUCAAGGUUCUGGCAACUUAUAUGGUGUUGGAUAAUUUAGAGAUUAAACCGAUGUCGGCCACUCUCAUCAAGUCGGAAGUUCAGGAUUUUGAUCCCUUGGUAGAGAAAGAAGUUGAAAUUGGCCUUCAGGAGGGUUUAGCAUUGUUGAAGGCUUCCUUAGAGACCAAUUCUGUCUUGAGUACUACGAAAAUCAUAGUAAACAAAAAGAUUAACAAGGUCAUUUUUGCAGAAGCAGAUAAGCAAGUUGUUGAUCUCAUCUUCCACAUUUUAUCAUUGCCGCUUGCUACUGUUGUAAAACUCCUCAAUGAAAAUCAGAAAGGCGUGAUAGGGUGUCUUGGAGACCUCUACAAAGGCAUUGACUCUCUGAGCAAUGACUAUCUCCAGACUAAUCUCGACAAGAACUCCGUGCUCGACCCUAUGAGUGCUGUUGUUGUCCCUUUGCUUACGAAACAGCCACAAGAUUGCUAUAAUUAUUAUGGCCCUAAAUACUUAAAAUUCUAUUUCUGCGCCAGUAGUAACAAUUGCUGGAUAAGCGAUCGCCAAGGAACCUUUUGUCCUCGCCACCGCAGUGAGAUGGCUCAGAAAACGUUGGAAUAUGUGCCCAGAGCACCGGGUUAUGUCAAGGAGGCGUUUAUGGUGAUGGAUAAUUUGGAGAUCAAACCCAUGUCUGUUUCUCUCAUUACCUCCCUUCUAAAGGACUUGACUUCAUUUGAAGAGAGACAAGUUAAAUUUGGUCAUCAGGAGGUAAUAAAUUUUCAACUUUUAAUUGUUUAUAUGAACGUGGUUUAUGAAAGGAACGCUAGAUUGAUACUGCAUUAUUGUGUUAUGUUUGUUUUGGCAGGCAAUAGCAAUUUUGAAAGCGUCUUUGGAGACCAGAUUUGUACUAACUACUGUCUUCCUUGGGACGAAAGUUUAGUGACCACUGAACCAACUCCAACACAUCAAUGGUCUUUUUUUUUUUUUUAAUGUGGCAAUAAUGGAAUCCUUUAUUUUCUUGCUAAGAUUUUAGAUGUAAUGAUGCAAUUCCGACGUGUUAUUAUGUUAUGCUACUGUUAAUAUUAUUGAUUAUGACUUUACAAAUGCUUUUAUGAUCAGAAUUAGCCUCUUAUUAUGUGUGGAAAUUCAGCAUUACAUUUUUAAGAAAUGCAAGUUUUCACUCUAUUUUGAACUUACCAUUUUCUCAAGCAUCAAUUACCAUAUGGUUAAGACUUUUUAAUCAUGCUAACAUUCAAACUGAGCUUAUAUGAUAUGUUUGGCAAGAACGUUAAACAUGAACAGAUUUAACUUAUACUGACGCCUCUCAAGGCCUCAACCAAUAAAAGGGGGUAAAACAAUGAAUCACAAUUAAGGUCUCAGUGUCAAACCAUACAACUAAUACAAGGUAUAGAUUAAGCAUACAUGCAUGAAUUUAAAGCCUUAUGUGAAUUUACAAGUUAAAUCAUCACCUGCCAAGUUUAAUUUACAAAGAUUGUUUUUAAUGUGGCAAUAAAAUCGAUCUAUAACUUAAAAGGUUGCCCUUGAUCAUAAAAGCAUUAGGAGUAUUAGUUUGCCAAUAAGCAACCUGUGCACGGUUAAUUCCAUGGAUUAGUUGAAUUGGAUUCACUUUUUUGAUAUUAAAAAGUUUCAGACCAACUGACCUAUAAAAAAAUUUUCCCUUUCAUUUAGGUUGGGUUCUAUCAAUUUAUUCACUUACAAUCUAUGAUUAGAGCAACAAGUUUUUAUCCUAAACAUUUAUGCUGAGAAAAAGGGAGCUAAGUAGGCUUCUUUUUCCUGAUUGAACUUUGAAAGACAAAUAAGUAAAUGAACAAUGUAUGCUUAACAGGAGUACAGACAUACCUGAAUGGGCUGUAUCAGUUAACUUAGGUUCUGGUCCUUGGCAAGAAUUUCACUUUCAGCAAAACAGCAGCACCAGAAAUGUAGAGUAUGCGGAGUAAUAAGGCAUAGAUGCAAUCUUCUACUUAGAAGGGAUGUAUCCUUAACCAUCUGAAGCUGAAUGGCAAAAAUCCUUCAUAACAAAAAAUAAAAUAAAAUAAAAUAAAAGACUUAACAUCCAAAACAAUCACUUUCAUUGAUGACCAGGUAGUAGCAAACAUGUUUUUACACUCAAAAAAUUCUAUAAUCUUCAACAUGUUAGCACAUAGUAGUGAGAAAUUGCAUAAUCAUAACAUCAAAUUAAAAACAGGAAAAGUAGCAGAUAUUGAUGUUGAAGUUGUAAAAGAUGCACUUUAAGUUUUUGUAAGGUUUCAACUGCAGUUCCAGCUUUGGUGUAAAAUGGCACAUCGAGGAUGGUCUCCCACCUUAUUUAUAUAUUUUCAACUUAUUCUACCAAUUCCCUCAUCAAUAUUGUUUAUAGAACACAAAAUAUGCAAAUGAGGCAGACACAACACUUAGAAUAUGUAAUCCUUGUAUUUGUUUUUGGCAAUAACAUCAACUGUACAUUACGAAAAUUGAAUGAGAAGACAAUCAGUCAUUUUCUUUAUACACCAUAAGUCCAACAUAAAGAUACAUACAGAAUUUAAAUUGAAGCUAAUAUAAUGAUACAUACAGAAGAGGUACCAAAACUAAGCUCAAGAAAAAACAAUAAUUAUACACCAUAAGUCCAACAUAAAGAUA
Chenopodium quinoa (quinoa) is the source of this 3868-nucleotide messenger RNA. RefSeq lists its product as uncharacterized. NCBI's taxonomy places the organism in Eukaryota, Viridiplantae, Streptophyta, Magnoliopsida, Caryophyllales, Amaranthaceae. The transcript is spliced from 6 exons. Bases 71 to 2221 code for a protein of 716 amino acids. The record is from RefSeq and is a predicted model, not a curated record.